Messenger RNA from Nematostella vectensis (starlet sea anemone), 17126 nucleotides. Its product is annotated as midasin-like. The record is from RefSeq and is a predicted model, not a curated record. NCBI's taxonomy places the organism in Eukaryota, Metazoa, Cnidaria, Anthozoa, Actiniaria, Edwardsiidae. The transcript has 94 exons. Gene Ontology annotation, cellular component: nucleus; preribosome, large subunit precursor. Gene Ontology annotation, biological process: ribosomal large subunit assembly; rRNA processing. Bases 111 to 16727 code for a protein of 5538 amino acids. Gene Ontology annotation, molecular function: ATP binding; ATP hydrolysis activity.
AAAACAAUCCCUCGUGGUUUGUACGAGUUGUGUGUACUAUCUUUUCUACAUUCCUUUUAAAACGCGAUGGGUUAGUUUUGGACGAAUAGCGGCUUGUGCUAUCUUCAGAAAUGGAUAUGACGCAGGAUUUCGCGUUUGAGUUUAGAUCUGCGCUUGUGUGUCUUGGAAAUGUUGACAAGGAAUUGAACAAUCUCCUUGUACCAUUCCUAGAUUUGAAGACAUGGAACCACCAAGACAAGCAGUAUUUACUAAAAAGGCUUGCUCAACAGAUGUUCAACAAGAAACUUGCACCCCAUAUCAUUAAGAACUUUACGUCAGUUACCCUUGAGAUUCUACAACAAACUCAUGUGUUACUGAUAGAGACAAAUCAGAAGGAUUUGUACAUCCAAAGACAUGAGAUAUUCUCCCAUGAGCUCAGUCUAUUGUUACCUAGGAUGGAUCACAUCAGAGAGUUUGUGCAUCAAUAUUUUGACAGUACUCCUUCUUUCAUGUUUAGGCUCACUGAAAAACAACAUCCUACAGAUGAUAUUAUAAUUAUGAUCCUAGAAACUGCAUGUAAUUUUUUAUCUCAUGAUUUGGAGUCAUUUAAGGAGUGCUGGAACUUUGGGUCUGUAUUCCCACUGAUAAACCAUUCUCAUCCAAAGAUAAAAUGGCUCGCUUUCCAUGUGGUUAGUAUGGUUUCAGAGCUAGGCGAAAAUGAUAGAAUGACAUUGAUUGACAAGCUUUUCACAGUAGAAGAAAGAAACAAACUCAUGUUGAAAUUUAACAGUCCUGGAAUGAAGCUUUGUUUAGAUGAGCAACAGGAUUUGAACAGUAAUGAAUUAUCAGAGCCGCCUUUAAUGGAUGUUGAUCAAAACACAGAUUCAUACUUCACAAAGGAAGAUCUUUCAGGGAACUAUACUGCCAUUUGUGGUGUGAUUUUGCCUUCACUGCAAAAGCAAGCGUUACUAGGCCCACAUUCUUGCUUGAGCAUGGUGCCGUCAACACAGAGGAACCUUCACUCCCUUGUGCUGGCAGUGGCGGCAGGGUCUGGGGUACUGCUAGAGGGGCCUGUAGGGUCAGGGAAGACCUGUCUUGUGGAACAUGUCGCAAGUAUGUGUGGCCGGAGCACUCCUCCAGAGAUAAUGAAAGUGCAGCUUGGAGAUCAGACAGACGGCAAGUCAUUGCUUGGUACAUACGUAUGCACUGACACGCCAGGAGAGUUUGUUUGGCAGCCUGGAACUCUGCUACGUGCUGUGAUACAUGGACACUGGGUGUUACUAGAGGAUAUCGACUAUGCACCAAUGGAUGUGGUGUCCUUGUUGAUUCCCUUACUGGAAUCAAGGACCUUGUCUGUUCCUGGACAUGGAAAUGUCGUCAAGGCUGUGCCAGGGUUUCAGUUGUUUGCCACGCAAAGGAUCUCAUCAGGUGGCCUGUCUGUUUAUGCUCAUACCAACUCUUCAUUGCUUGACAGAUUAUGGAGAAGGGUAUAUGUCGAGCCACUCAGCAAAGAAGAGUUAGUCCAGAUAAUUUGUGAGAAAUAUCCAAACCUUGAGUCUGUGGCGGCCAAGCUAGUUGAUGUCUACUGCAUGGUAUCAUCCGACCCAACUCUCUCAGCUACUGCAGAUACCACCCAUACCAGCCUCUCACAUGAUAAGCGACUCAGCACGGCCAGGGACCUUAUGAAAUGGGCAUGCAGGGUUGACAUGGUAACCUCCAAUUCACCCUUGCUGCUGGAUGCUAGAGAUGUGUUUCUUGAAGCUCUUGAUUGCUUUUGUGCGACGUUAUCAAAAGUGGAGCUCCGCUUUGACCAGGCGAUGGCUCUAGGUGCAAAACUUGGCUUGACAAAGGAGAAGAUAGAGUUUUUCUGUUCGAACUACAAACCAAAGGUUCACACGUCACCGCUUUCCUUGACAGUUGGGCGCAUAACAUUGAAUCGUUCCCAGAGUGAAGUGCAACCGGUGGUGCCUAGGUUUGCUCACACUAGGCACUCCCUUGUACUGCUUGAAAGGGUUGCUGCAUGCAUAAACCAACAAGAACCGGUACUACUGGUGGGUGAAACAGGAACUGGAAAGACUUCAUCUGUGCAGACACUUGCGGCACAGUGUGGCCACAACUUGAAGGUUAUCAACAUGAGCCAACAAAGCGACAGUGCAGACCUACUUGGUGGGUUUAAACCUGUUGAAAUGAAGCAGCUUGUCCGGCCUGUCAAGGAGGAGUUUGAGCGGCUCUUCAAUCAGACGUUUAGUAGGAAACAAAAUGUCAAGUUUCUGAGUCAUGUGCAAAGGUGCUAUACAAACGCACAGUGGGAGGUUCUCUUUAAGCUGAUGACACACUCCUUGAAAGGUGCUGCUGAAAGAAUUGCUAAAGGCUCAGCUGGAGCUCCAAAGGCCAGUGCAUAUGUGCUGUCGCAAUGGCAAAAACUGGGCCAACAACUCAAGCAGCUCCGCAAGCAGCAGAAGCAUGCAGAGAGUGCUUUGGCAUUCAGAUUUGUGGAGGGGAUGCUGGUGAAAGCUGUGCGUAAUGGUGACUGGGUGCUUCUUGAUGAGAUCAACCUUGCGAUGCCCGAGACGCUGGAGUGCCUGAGUGGCCUACUGGAGAGUUCUGCUGGCUCUGUUGUGUUAUUGGAAAGAGGUGAUGUGGAAGCUGUGACAAGACACGAUGAUUUCCGUCUAUUUGCUUGUAUGAACCCUGCCACUGAUGUUGGUAAAAAAGACCUUCCACCAGGAAUACGAAACAGGUUUACAGAGAUCUUUGUGGAUGAGCUGGAGGAUUUGAGCGAUCUGAAGAUCCUAGUAGUGGACUACCUAAAAAGUCUAUCACUCUCUGCUGCUGUGGUGGAUGGAAUUGUUAGAUUCUAUUUAAAAGUGCGGCGGGAAGCAAGUGAAAAACUGACAGAUGGUACCGGGCACAAGCCUCAUUACAGUCUGCGCACUUUGUGCCGUGCACUGCGUUAUGCUUCAACAAAUCCACAUGGAAACGCAGUCAGGUCUAUCUAUGAGGGCUUCUGUCUGAGUUUCCUAACUCAGCUGGACCGCUCCUCGCAUCCAGUUGUGCUCAGCCUCAUUCGCACACACAUUCUGGGUCACGUGAAUGCUGCCAGCCUUCUGAAUCAACCGCUGCCCAAACCGAAGGAAGGCUCACAGGACUUCGUCAAUUUUGAAGGUUUCUGGGUGGCAAUGGGACAGAAGCCGCCAGAAGUACCAUCUCACUAUGUACUGACGCGAACUGUCAAGGAGAAUUUGCGAGACUUGGCAAGAGUGGUCAGCGGCAGGUCCUUCCCAGUCCUCCUCCAGGGUGAGACAUCUGUGGGGAAGACCAGCCUGAUCACGUGGUUAGCCAGCACAUCCGGGAAUCAUUGCGUGCGCAUCAACAACCACGAGCACACGGACAUCCAGGAAUAUAUUGGCUGUUAUACCUCUGACCAGAACGGCAGGCUCGUAUUCAAGGAAGGUGUGUUGGUAGACGCCAUGAGAAAAGGCUACUGGAUAAUCCUGGACGAGCUUAAUCUCGCACCCACUGAUGUACUAGAAGCGUUGAACAGGCUUCUCGAUGAUAACCGUGAGUUGUUUAUUCCGGAGACACAAGAGACUGUCAAAGCGCACCCCAAGUUCAUGCUGUUCGCUACCCAGAAUCCUCCGGGACAGUACGGAGGACGCAAGGUACUGUCCCGUGCGUUCCGUAACCGUUUCGUUGAGCUCCAUUUUGACGAGCUGCCGAGCAAGGAGCUUGAAGUGAUUCUUCACGAAAGAGGGAGCCUUCCUAUGUCAUACGCCAAGAAACUUGUGUCGGUGCUCCUCGACCUGCAGGCGAGGCGCCGUAGCACAAGCGUGUUUGCUGGUAAACAAGGCUUCAUCACGCUGCGAGAUCUGUUCCGGUGGGCCGAAAGAUACAGCAAGACCCCGGAUGUAGGUGAUGGGUUCCAUGACUGGGAGCAUCAUCUUGCUCAAGAUGGCUACAUGCUUCUGUCUGGGCGUUGUCGACAUCCCGAUGAAUGUCAAGUAAUCCGAGAGGUAAUGGAGCACAAUUUCAAGCGCAAACUCAACCCACAGGCCUUGUUUGGCGACGAUUCAGCCGGCGUCAACAUCCCGCUUUCGGCCAGCAGUAUACUAGAUCGCGUUAUCGGACAAAAGGUUCCCGGUUUCGGACACGUCGUUUGGACACACAACAUGCGGAGGCUGGCCGUACUUGUUUGGAGAGCGUUACAGUUUGGCGAACCUGUUUUACUUGUCGGUGAAACUGGAUGCGGCAAGACCACUAUCUGCCAACUAUUUGCGGCGCUGACUCAGCAGAACCUCUUCUCUGUCAACUGUCACAUGCACUCGGAGUCGUCCGACUUUCUCGGCGGACUUAGACCGGUCAGACAGAGAUCCCAACAGGAACAGGACGACAAGGUUCAGAAGUUCUUCGAGUGGUGUGACGGACCCCUGGUGCUGGCCAUGAAGGGCGGGGCCAUGUUUCUUGUGGACGAGAUCUCAUUGGCUGAUGACUCAGUUCUCGAGAGGCUCAACAGCGUGUUGGAGCCCGAGAGGACCCUGGUGCUUGCCGAGAAGGGGUCUGAGGGGGAGGGGGUGGGGAACAGGGACGUGGAUGUGGUGGUUGCCCAUGAGAAGUUCCGAGUGGUGUCCACGAUGAAUCCAGGAGGCGACUUCGGCAAGAAAGAGCUGUCGCCCGCACUGAGAAACAGGUUCACCGAGAUCUGGUGCCCAUCAACUGACAACAGAGAAGACUUGAUCAGCAUCAUAGAUCACAAUCUUACCCCGGGGAUCACCCUCUCAACUAGCAGCACUGGAUCAUCUGGUUUCGGCGAAGCAAUGAUGGACUUUAUCGAAUGGUUUCACGCAGCUGAUUUUGGCAAAAGGUUUGUCUUCAGCAUCCGGGAUCUUCUUUCUUGGGUGUCCUUCAUCAACACGUGCUGCUCUAGUCUCCAGUCCACCAUCCACCCCGAGGGAACGGUCAGUGAAGAUCAUAUGGAGAUUGACGGACACGUGUCCAUACAGUCUCAGCCAAUCAGAUCGGUCCUCGAUCCUCCCACUGCGUAUAUCCACGGCGCAUGUCUGGUUUUUCUGGACUCGCUUGGUGCUGGUGUAUCAAGUUUUGGGUCUUCUAUGACGUCACCAUACGAAGCCAGGAAAAUGUGUUUGGAUUUCUUGGAAAAACAGAUGGCUGGCUUGGGCGAUCUGGCAGAUGGCAGUGGACAUGACGCUACUGUUAGAGCCGCUGAAAUGUUUGGAAUCUCUCCAUUCUUCAUUCCAAAGGGUCCCAAACCUAUCCCAGAAGACCUUGCAGUCACAUAUGCCCUCAGCGCCCCUACAACUUCCCAGAAUGCUACGCGCAUACUAAGGGCCCUUCAGCUUCCAAGGCCCAUAUUGCUGGAGGGCUCUCCUGGAGUCGGAAAGACGAGCCUUGUGUCCGCCAUCGCCAAGGCUUCGGGACAUGAACUCGUCAGGAUUAACCUUUCCGAGCAAACGGACAUCACAGACUUGUUUGGGGCUGAUCUUCCCAUGGAGGGUGGAGAACCUGGGCAGUUCUGCUGGAGGGAUGGACCAUUGCUGAGAGCGCUUAAGGCGGGACACUGGGUCGUACUCGAUGAGCUUAACUUGGCUUCUCAAUCUGUCUUGGAAGGACUCAACGCCUGUCUGGACCAUAGGGCCGAGGUUUACAUUCCGGAGUUAGGCAUGAGCUUUAAUGUACAGCACGAAAAGACGAGGAUGUUUGCGUGCCAGAACCCACUAAACCAGGGCGGAGGAAGGAAAGGUCUCCCCAAGUCAUUCCUCAACAGAUUUACUCAGGUAUACGUUGAGGCGCUGUCCAUGGAGGACUUGAUGUUCAUCACCCAGUCCAUGUAUCCGCAAAUCCACCGAGACAUACUGCAUAGUAUGAUAACCUUCAACACCAGGCUCCACCAAGAGACUGUGAUAGACAAGUUAUGGGGAAGUAAAGGUAGUCCUUGGGAGUUCAACCUCAGAGAUGUGUUCCGCUGGUGUGAUCUUCUUAUACGUCAUCAGGUUGGCAUGAGAUUUGAGCCGGGUCAGUUUGUGAAGAUGAUCUACAGCGAUCGAAUGAGAACAGCAUCUGAUAAAGUUAAGGUUUUGGAACUGUUCCGGGAGAUUUUCAGCGACUUUCAAUACAGUCCUCAAAACCCCAUGCUUCACGUCACAGCCUCUCACAUUCAGGUCGGACACUCGUUCUUACCCAGAAGCCCUUGUAUUCGUCCAACCCUCGUGACGUCACACCCGCUUCAGAUGUUGCAUCAUCAUCUUCCAUAUAUGGAGUCCCUCAUGAAAUGUCUAGAGAUGAACUGGAUGGCUGUCUUGAUCGGGCCUCGUUCAUGCGGCAAGACCUCAUUAGUUCGCAUGGUGGCAGGGCUGACGAGCAGUAAACUGGACGUGAUGACAAUGAACAGUGCUAUGGAUACAACAGAACUUCUCGGUGGCUUCGAGCAGGCGGACCUGAACAGGCACUGGGAGGAUGUGGUAUCACGUGCUGCACACGUGGUCACAGACACCAUACGUGAGGUCCUUGUCAGGACCGUCGGGGACGGCCCUCAGGUGGAGGGCGGAAAGACCGGAUCGCUGACUGAGGUGGUCAACCUCUAUAACAACUGGAGGGCGUUUAUGAAGAUCAACACAAAAUCAUCUAAAUCGGAGAGCCGUACAAGUGAAGGCUUGACAAAUACCCGAAUGCAAGCCCUACUACACGUCAUGAGCCUCGUCCUAGAGACACGACGCCAGGCCCACCUUCCCCCCUCCCCUGGGGAUGAAGUCCACGAUUCUAUUCUCGCCCUGAAGUGUCAGUAUGAGUCGAAUCAGAACAACACACACUGUGGGGGGCAGUUUGAGUGGGUGGACGGACAGCUAGUGCAGGCGCUAAAGACUGGGUCCUGGCUGCUGAUUGACAACGUCAACUUCUGCAGCCCAUCUGUGCUUGACCGCUUGAAUGCCUUGCUUGAGCCAGGGGGGACUCUGAGCAUCAACGAGAGGGGGGUCAUAGAUGGGGAAGUCCCAGCGGUCACGCCCCACCCGGACUUUAGAUUGAUCCUGACAAUGGAUCCUAAGUUUGGUGAGAUAUCACGUGCCAUGCGGAACCGAGGCGUGGAGAUCUACGUAUCUGGAGAGGAUGAAGAACAGGGUUAUGAUAAUCAUGACCGGCACGCCAUGAUGUCUGGAGUCGGCCUGUUAGACCCCGCCACGCGACAGCACUUGCUAGAUCUGCACAGAGCGUAUCAAGAAAAACUCGGAGGCUCUUUACUUGAUCUUCUCCACGCGUCCUCCAUGAUAAGUGACCUGACUCAGAGGGGUUUGGACAUGCGCAGUGCAAUGAAAACGGCCGUCACUCAGGUCUACGUCAGAAGUCAGCCCAGUGACCGCGAGAGACUGAUAGCGGAGGAGCUUUGCGAUCGCCACCACUCACUUACCUGUCAAUCAAAUGCUGAAGUCAUCACCAAGUCUUAUCCGGGUCCUUCAAUCCACGACUUUGUCACCAACACCUCCCUCGCGACCAUCAUGCAACACUGCGCUCCUCUGCUUCAGUUGCUAUGCCAGCGCGAGUCACCAAAGCAACGUGAUCAUGCUGUUACCUUGGUUACAGAGAGAGCCACUUUCCGUGAUUGGCAGUUGAGACGUGACUUGUUGUGUCACGUGUUGAUGGAAUUGCCUGACGCUAGUGAUGUUGGUCACGUGAUGUCUGCCAUGGCGUCUACAUUGGAGACUGUUUUCACCAGCAUCGCGAUGCAACGGCUCCAGGGGAUAACGCAUCAGCUAGGACAGAUGUCAAACUACCCUGACCUGGCCAACCACCCGUACGACUUGCGACUCAAUGGUCACUUAACCCCUCGACUGUUGAUGAGCUGCCAAGGAAGACGAGACGAGAUCAAAGAACUGAUACAGAAGAUGGAGAGUGUGACCAAUAGGCUUCAGUUGCUAGCGGAAAGAGCACGACACUCACAACAAAUGAGCGCGAUAAUAAGCAACACGUCAAUCAAAGUACAGAGCAAGGGCCUUCUCAAAUAUUCCAUGGACUUCCAUUCUGGGCUGUUGUCCAGCGAAGCCCUCUCACAUCCUGUGGUAGCUCAUCUUUACCCCUUCUUCCUCACGCUGACGAGAUUUAUUGAGCGCAUGAUUCUACUGGAUAUGCCGCUGAGCGAGCAGCAGGCAUCAGAGGUUUCGGUCGCGCUCACUUGGAGUGACCGAUUCCUGGAAGUAUGUUCUGCUCCCAGCCCUCAGUUCUCGCUGUCAUCCCUGUCCCUUCACUGGCAAUGGUUCGUGGAAAAGACUCUUGCUGUUGUACCACAUAUUCUUGGACAAGCGACCGACAGUUCUCUGCCAAGUGAGCUUGUCACCCUCAUCAAGGAACUCAGCGCUCAUCUGGGCUCCGACAACAGACUGGCGAAGAUGCACUUGCGAUUACUCUAUUCUCACGGGCACCCUGUGCCUUAUCAGACGCAAGACGUGCACGACCAGUGGCAACACCUGUCAAGUUUGUCCAAGCUGCUCGAAAUAAGCAUUGGUCCCGAGAUGACAGACUACAGCAAGAGACGACUAAACGCCCAAUUGAAGUUUCUGGCAUCUGAUGGCAUCGCAGCGAGAGGUUUGCUUUUGGCGGCGAUGAUCGCGGUGCUGAACGCAAAACACGCCACCGGUCAAUAUGGUUCAGCUCAGGAUCUCAUCGAAAGAAUCAAUACUUUACUUUCAACCCAAGGCCUGUUAACCAAUCAGAGCGCUGAUCCCAUGGCAGACGUCAAUCAUUCUAUUGUCAUGGCGUCGCAUGACCAAGAAAAUGAGUGUGGUGAAGAGGUGUUAAGAGACAAAGAGCUCAGUUGCAGUCUGAUAUCGCUGUAUCCCCUCUUCUAUUCUAUUUGCCCUGGACAGGAAUUCGCUGUUCUAGAACAGCUGACUCAAAUGCUGAUGGAGUAUAAACAUCAAAGCCCAACCGACCAGUCAAAGAUGGAGGCACUUGAAACAUCCAGGGCAUUUAUCCAGUACGCCGUACGAAACACAACCAGAUGCCCUGUCACGCUCGCUUGCUACGCCUCCAUAACAGCCGCUACGAAGGACGAAGAUGUUUACAAGCUGGCCAGCAGUCUCGAGUCAGAGGUCAUUCUCUCUGCAAUGCUUGCAAGGCCUCCAGUGGACGUGAUGGGUGUAAUCAGACAUCACAUGGGAUCUAGCGGGACGGAGGAUAACACACACGAGACUUGUCCCAAACAAAGUGCUGAUGCGUUCUCAUACCAUCUCCUCACCAGAACCAGUCUUGAUACCCUUACUUCAAACAAGAAACCUUCAUCGGAUGAAGGGGACCCCCUAUUCACCGUUACCAUUGGCAACCACAAAGACAAGCAGCACCAGCUUGCAACUAUUGGUCAACAUCUCUGGAGAAACAAUGAGUUGAUUGACGCCGGCAUGACGUAUCAGAGAUCGAAUUCCAUGCAUUUGCUGGUCUCCAAGCUCUCUCAAGUCAUCAAUUCGUUAGCCGCCAUAGCAGAUGGCGCCGCAACAAUAUCCAGAAUCCAGAACGUGUGCAGAGCCCUCAUCCACUCUCUCCAGUCUCACUCUCUUCCAUCCCUGGGUGAUGCGAAGGACGGGGUCCUAGUACUACUUCCCGACGUUUGUGAGAAGUAUCGUGCAGUAUGUAAAGAUGGGAGGAGCGCUAGUUUGAUCAGAGUGCUCAUACUUGAUGUCAUGGAUAAGAUAGCAGACUUUUGGAAUGGUCAGGAAUGUGAUGUGUUGUUGGGCGGCGCCUGGUCGAGACUUGGACUGCUACAGACGAUUCUUCUCUCGCCUGUUGGCCCUGCAGACCCCAUGGAACAGAACGCCCUCGAGCUGCUCUAUGCCAGAGAGGAGAUUGCAAACAUUAAGGAAGAGUCCAAGGUCCGACUGGAUGCGGAGCAGAUUUGGACAGGAACCCGUGCUUCUAUUGAUGACUUGGAGAGGCGCUUAUAUGAGACUGCAUGUGUGUGGGACAGCAGUCUCACCUCUAAUCCAGUCCGAAUGGCACACUUGCAAACGCGAUGGAAGGAACUGAGAGAAGAAGAGCUCCGACUUGCUCAGUACACCGCUCUUCGACCUCAAAACUCACAGUACGACGCAAUUCUAAGCUCAGUCAAGCACUACUCCGCAACCAUUGGCAACCCAGACAAUGUGCUGGCCCUACUCCAACAAAUAGAGCAGUUAGUGACGUCACAGAUGACCUCACCAACCACUCGUGGUGACGUCACGACAGUACUGAGCCGUGUCCAGUCUUGGCGGGCUUCCAUGAAACACUUCAUCUCCCACAUGGCUCACAGCUUUACGUACUACAAUGACGUCAUCAUGCCUUUCCUUGCCGGGGCUGCACAGGUUGUGUACGGAGUGAGCCGGGCGUGUGAAGCACUAGACAGGACAGUAGAGCAACAGGCCUUCCUAACCAAGAGUCCAGCCGUAUCCCCUACCCAGACGUGGUCCCCUGUUCAGUUGAUGCAGCACCUCUGUUUUGAUGUCAGUUGUGCUGGUCCGUGGGAUGACUUCCGUGUCACUUGCUCAAUGGAUUGUAUUCAAGCCCUAUUGUACGUCACUGACCUAGCGCAAGAAUCGAGAGAUCGUCUUCAGACCUAUUUUGCAACACGGAUCUUGUGGAGUGCGUUGCUCAGUUUGCGUAACGCCGCAUUUCGUAGUGGGUAUCUUGAUAACCGCACUGUCCAACGCCUGCUUGCUCUUUACAACAAGUACCUUCAGAAGUGGAGCCAAGCAAAGGAGGAAGAACAACGUCGAGAGCAGGAGGACGGGAGUAUCUACAAAUAUAAAAGUACCAGUCAUGGAUCAGAUCUCACGGAGAAUCGAGCUGCAGAUCUAGACCUGUGCCUAGCCUUCCCCAGCUAUGAUGACGAGUUUAGUGAUCUCAACCCAUCCAACAGCCUUGAAGAAGUCUUACCCAAGCAAGAUGUCGCAGAGACUUCCAGUUUGCCGACAUCCGGAGCGCAGCAGUUCAUGGAACUUGUCAACAUGAGACAAAUCACUGCUGUCCAUGAACUGCUGUUCAGCAGUCUUCCGACUCAAAGGAAACUAGCCCUCAACAGUGGACUAACUGUGGACAAAUUGCCAAGAAAGACUGAUGCAUACCACCAAGAAGCUUUGCAAGCUGGUUACCAGACUGCCUCGGUCGUUAGCUGUGCGUGUGAGCUGGCACGGUUCUCGCCUGAAUCCAAUAACUGGGAGGCCCACCUGAUUCAUUGUAAUUCAAUGAGUCGACGUCUUGCUGCUGUGACGUCAACAAGUGGGAAGCACUAUGAUGUUUACCACGAUGCAAACAUUCCUGAGGUGACUCGUGCACGUGCAGUGCUACUAGACCUUACGUCACGUAUUAAUGAGCUAUUGGCCGAGUGGCCUGGGAACCCACUCUUGACACAGCUCCAGCUCUUUGUUGAGAGGAUCCUGUCCUUGCCGGUGACCAGUCCUGUGAUGAAGGUCCUGACAGGCGUAGAGCUGCUGCUUAAGAAUGCACAGGAGUGGGAGGCGAAUGCCAGUAGGCAUGUGUCAAUCAAAGCUCACCUAGAUGCGCUGACGCAGCUCAUCAUCAGCUGGAGAAAGCUUGAGCUCAGGUGCUGGUCGUCCUUGCUAGAGGUAGCUACUGAGAAGGUGGCGGAGAAGGCGUCACAUUGGUGGUUCUACCUGUACGGACUCCUUCUUCAAGUGGAAGAAGGCUUAAGGAGCAACCAUCAAACAGAUUCUGAGUCUUUGCUGGUGGAGCCUCUGCAAAAAUUCAUCGAGUCAUCCUCACUUGGUGAAUUCGCAGCACGCAUGAGCAUGUUACAUGCUUUCUACAAUCAGUACAACUCUGCUGGCGAGAUAAGCAAUGACAAGAUCGCAGCAAUCAUGCUGAACGUGUACAUGUACUACAAACAGUUUAGUCCAUCCGUAGAACAAACCAUCAAGCACAUCCGCGAUCCCAUCGAGAAAGAACUAAAGGACUACGUGAAGAUUGCUAAAUGGAACGACGCUAAUUUCUGGGCGAUGAAGCAGGCGGCGGAAAAGUCUCAUCGAACACUUCACAAGUUUGUUAGCAGAUAUGAGCAAUCUCUGAGUGAGCCGAUAAGAAGGCUAUUGACAGACACUAAGACGGUCCUUGGAGUCAUGGAAAAGGACAUCACUGUGAGUGAGUCACAUGUCAAGGUGGAAGCAGAAUGGUUCUUAGCCGAUGAGGCGCUGAAGAUUUCGAGCCAUCCAUCGACAGCCUUAGACCUCCUCUCUGCGCUUUCACACAUGCAAAUGCCAUCCGUAGCCGAACAACUGGACAGAUACCCCAAGCUCUUCACUAGAAUGAGGAAACUUUGCCACAACAUGCUCAGCCAACAGGAACACCCUAGACUGGUGGAAUCUCUUGACGAACUUACAGGGGAGAUAAUUGAGUCAGUUCAUGAGCUCCAGUCGCUUAGCGUUGACUCCCAGCCAAAGGAAAAGCGCAAAGAAGCCAGAAAGCACAUCCACCUCAGGAAACGCAAGGCGUUGGCAGAGCUGUUCAAGACGUUACAGACAAUAGGUCUGUCUUAUCGCAAGGGCCUGAACUUGGCUCAUCAACAAACAACUAAAGACUCGCCUUUGCUGCUACCCUCCCUUGACCCGAACACGCUUCACGGAGCUACCGGCUCGAAACAAAGCAGAUUGACCCAGAGUUUUGAGACUCUCUUCAACGGAUGUCAGCAUUACUAUCAUAGAUGCCUCGCAAGGUCCGCCGCUAUGAGUACUACCAUGUCAACCCCAUCAAAGGAGUUAACCCUUGGUGACGUAGAGCGCUGUAGAGGCUUUUCUCAUCACUUGUUGGAUGUGGUUUUGGCACAGCGGACAAUAAUAGCGGGUCAUUUAGACAGCCUUGCUACUCUCAGACUUGGACUCAGGUCUCUUUCUGGUGUCUCUGCCAAGCAAGCAGGGCUCACCACAGGGCUACCGCCGCAACGUGACCUCCGGCCCAGCAUGGAGGAGGCUAUGCAGCUACUGAUUGAUACAAGUGAGGCCUUGCAGCAUCUGUCUCUGCUGAUGGAUUGCUGUCCACUGGAAGCCUUCACACCCGACUCGUCACCCGUGCCAGCCAAUCUGCUGUCCAACGCAGCGAAAGCUUCGGCGGCAGACCCGAUGAUGAUAAACAUCAAGGAAGACUUAGUGAAAUGGCAGGAUACAAUCCAAAGGCUUUUGGAAGACGUCAUGCCCAUCGCUGCUGUCUCGAGCUAUCACGCGACCGGAAGUGACGAUACAAGAGGCUCAUGGUUCCUGGCCACAUGGGAGCAUCUGCUAGUUCUGCGUCGCACAUUCAAGAAGUUGGAGCAGAUGAGCAAACAAAUGGAAGCCAUUUUGCCAGACUUCAACUCCAGUCUUGCCCCUGGUAAUGGUUUUGGGAGUCGGUUCUCUGCUCUGGUCCAGAAGUUACAGAUUGCCAUCCAUCGAUUCCGGUCAAACGAUAGCCCCAAGAGAAGAAGGUUGUUACAUUCUACAGAGUCCGCGAGGCUGUUAUCUAGUCAUGUCGAGAAGACUGUGACGUCACUACUGCUAGGGGUCCAGAAACUGGUCAAGGCUGGAACUGAAGCCGAGCAGCCACGUCUGCAGACAGACAACACAGACAUGGACGAGGAAUUCCUUUUGGACGGUCACCUUACAACACACAUCCACGCAAACCUGGUCAAUGAAGUCUCCAAACUUGACUUGGCCACUGUCAAAGAUAACGUGCAUGCUUUGAUCUGCUGUCUCCAUAAUUCGGCGGAAAGCUCCAACAAUACAUCAACAGCCAGGUCCCACAUGGAAGAGAAAACAAGCGAAGAUAGCCCUAAAGUUCCGGACACUCUAACCUCAGUGCCAAGUCCUGAUUUCAUAAGCUCCAUUAAUGCAGAUAAAAACUUCAAAGAUGAAGAGGAACCAAAUUCUGAGAGUAUUUUGUCGGACGGAGGUGUUGAAGUGUCAUCAUCUCUUGUGUUGAGCGUCCUACCUCUGCUCACACAGUACCUCAGCCUUUCCGAGAACUUCCUCCACCGCCUCCUAGCCUCACACCGCUCCUCCACCAAGCUGUUGUCCGUACUGUUAGCAGUGUUCACGGAGCUCGCUGCUAACGGUUUCUGUCUGCCGCCAGAGGUCGACGAGGAGGAGGGCGGGGAAGGGGCGACAGAGUUCGAGGACAUUGAGGGUGGAGGGCUUGGCGAAGGGGAGGGUGCAAAAGAUGUCUCUGAUCAGAUAGAGAGCGAAGAUCAGCUGCAAGACACGAAGCAAGAGGGACAGAAGGAGGAGAAGCAGGACGCGGCUCAACAGCAGAUCCCGGAUGAAGAAAACGCGAUAGAAAUGAGUGAUGAUAUCGAUGGUGCCUUACAUGACGUACCUACCGAAGAGAAGGAAGAAGGCGGUGAUGACGACAAGGAGGAGGAGGAGCCAGACUUGGACAAACAGAUGGGUGAGGUGGACGGACAGGAGGACGAGACUCUGGACGAGAAGAUGUGGGGGGACUCUGAUGACGAGGACGAGGACAAGGAGGAGAAAGAGUCAAAAGAGGAGAAAGGCGCCGGAGCGGAGGCUGAGUCCGAGUCUACGAUGGUUGCCAAGGAAGAUAACAAAGAUGCGGUUGAUAAAAGUAAGGACAAAGAUGACGUCACUCAGCCUGAUGACACUGAUGACGUGCAUGAACUGCCGAAAGAUGAGGAGGAUCAUGGGAAUCUGUCAGACGAAGAACAGCCAGAGCCUCAGGGGGAAGGAAUAGAUGAGACUGCGCCCCCAGUAACGGAGGAAGACAUACAGCUUCCUGAGGAUUUGCAGUUGGACGAUCAGGGGGAGGACCAUGGCAGCGAGCAAGGGGAUGAGGUGGAGACCGUUGAAGAUGUGGACAUGGACAAGGACGAAGAGAUGCCGGGCCAAAAUGACACGCCAGGGCCCGACGAGAACAUGGACCAGGAGGAGGGUGGCCAGGGUGGGGAGGAGCAAGAGGACAAGGAGGAGGAGGAAGAGGAUGAAGUGCGUGGCCAGGAGUCUACCCAGGGAGAGGAGGACGAGGCUGAGGAUGAACGGAAUAUAGAUAUAGAGGACUGGAAAACAAAUCAUCAAAGCGAAGAUCAAGAAGCACAGCAGGCCGUAGAGGAUCUCGGGAAAAAUGACAACUCGCAAAAUCGAAACGAGGCAGUGGAGGCUGCCGCUGGUCAGUCUGAGCCUGCUGAGAAUGAAGAUAAACAGGGUACCGGGGCCGCGGAGGCUGCUGGGAGUGAAGGGCAUCUCGGAGAAGCAGAUACGUCGCAUGCGCAGACUGCAGCAGACGCGAAGCAGAAGUCACAGCAGCGCAAGCAGAUGAAUCGGUCGCGUUCUGAUAGAAGUUUGGGCUCCACUGACGACAGAACGCACAAGCGACUGAAGACGGUGGAUGAGCAGAAUGACCAGCCCUCAAACGAGCAGAGUGACACACGAAAGAUAUCAGACCUUUACCAGCACAUGCGCGACGAAUAUGGCUUAACCCCCGACGCGCAGACCCUGGACAGUGCGACCGCUGACCAAGCAAAAGAGCAAGACAGCGCAACCUUUCCCGAUGAAAAGAGCGACGGAGAAAAUGUAGAUAUUGAAGAGGAUGUUCCCCUGUGGAAAGACAACGAGGAAAAGCAGGAAGCCCAAAAGCACCAAAGGUCGCUUCCCCAAGCUACGGAUACCGAAAUGAAGCCACAGGAAGACCGUCAUGCUGAAGCUCAAGACGAGGAGCGAGACUCUGUAAAAGAGAAAAAUCGUCAGCGGUCUGACGUAGAGAGACUGCGCAGUACAUACCACGUGUCGGAGAGCUUCCUCGCCAUGGAUAAACAGGGUGUUUCAUUGGACGCGGACAAACUGCGGUCCGACUUGGAGCAUCAGCUUGCGGUUUGGUCGCACUUGCACGCGGGAUCACGUGACGAGCAGCUGUCCGCCCAGGAGGCGUGGCAGAAGUAUGAGUUAUUGACAGCUGGACUGGCUCAGGAACUAUGUGAGCAGCUACGACUUGUGCUGGAACCUUCAUUGGCAACUAAACUCAGGGGUGACUACCGAACUGGCAAGCGUCUGAACAUGCGCAAAGUGAUCCCGUAUAUUGCCAGCCAGUUCAGGAAGGACAAGAUCUGGCUACGGCGCACAAAGCCGAGCAAGCGACAAUACCAGAUCAUGGUGGCGGUGGAUGAUUCUUCCAGUAUGGCCGAUAACCACUCUAAACAGCUCGCGUUCGAGUCUCUUGCUGUGAUCAGCAAAGCUUUGACUCGACUGGAGGCUGGGGAAUUAGGCGUCUGCAGUUUCGGCGAAUCAGUAAAGCUGUUACAUCCGCCGCACGAGCCAUUUACGGAUCAAAGUGGGGCCAAGAUCUUACAGCAGUUUACCUUUGACCAGAAAAAGACCAAGAUCGCGCAGCUUGUUGACACGUGUACAAGUUUGAUGUUGACGUCAAGGUCCCGGAUGCAGUCCGGUCCACGCGUGGACACCUCGCAGCUGCUGCUGAUCGUGUCUGAUGGGCGUGGCGUCUUUCUCGAGGGCAUGGAGACCGUUCUCCGCACUGUGCGGUUCGCAAAGGAGGCUGGGAUCUUCCUCGUCUUUGUGAUUCUGGAUAACCCUGUAAACAGAGACUCCGUGCUUGACAUUCGGGUGCCUAUCUUCCGCCCAGGGAAACCCCCUGAGAUCCGGUCCUACAUGGAACAGUUCCCCUUCCCCUUCUACAUUAUCCUGAGAGACAUCAACGCACUUCCGGUGACUCUCAGUGACGCCUUGAGGCAGUGGUUCGAGUUGGUGACUAGUAUGGACAGUUAGCAAGAUAAGGAGAUGGCUCUUUCGCUGUGUACUAAGGACAGCAGCGCCCUCCCGGUCACACUCAGUGACGCAGUGUUGCAUGUUGGUGUCUAGUUUAGAGUAAUGGCAAGACAAAGAGACGAGGACUCAAUGCACUGCCGUUCGCACUCAUUAAAGCUUUGAGGCUGUGUUGUCAGUUGGUGACUGACAUAGGCUGGUGGCAAGACAAAGAAACGAUUAUUAACUGCCAGUCACAUUAAAGAUUUAAGGCAGUGGUAUAAGUUGAUUACAAGUCUGGACAAUUCUCAAUAUGCUAAAGACGUCAACGCUGUUGUCGCACUCAAUGAGGCAGUUCGGGUUUUUAUUGACCAAGUGGAUAGACAAUGUGAUACCCAUUACAAUAAAAAAAAUGCCAAUCUU